CACCUUUGAGCAUCAAUGAAAGACCAGGCAUGGCUUUCUUCAAGCAGCAGAAGGUGGAGGACGUUUAUGACAUUGGGGAAGAGCUGGGAAGUGGCCAGUUUGCCAUAGUGAAGAAGUGUCAGGAGAGGAGCACGGGUGUGGAAUACGCCGCCAAGUUCAUCAAGAAGCGGCAGAGCCGGGCGAGCCGGCGCGGGGUGAGCCGGGAGGAGAUCCAGAGGGAGGUCACCAUCCUGCAGCAGGUCCUGCACCCCAACAUUGUCAAACUGCAUGACAUCUACGAGAACAAGACGGAUGUGGUCCUCAUCCUGGAGCUGGUUUCUGGAGGAGAACUUUUUGACUUCCUGGCACAGAAGGAGUCUUUGAGUGAAGAGGAAGCAACCAGGUUCAUCAAGCAGAUUUUGGAUGGUGUGAAUUACCUUCACUCUAAGAAAAUUGCUCAUUUUGAUUUAAAGCCUGAAAACAUUAUGCUUCUAGACAAGAAUAUCCCUAUUCCACACAUCAAACUCAUUGACUUUGGCCUGGCUCACAAAAUCGAAGAUGGAGUUGAGUUUAAAAACAUUUUUGGAACUCCAGAAUUUGUAGCUCCAGAAAUCGUAAACUACGAACCACUUGGAUUAGCUGCAGACAUGUGGAGCAUAGGAGUCAUCACCUACAUCCUGCUUAGUGGUGCAUCACCCUUCCUUGGAGAAACUAAACAAGAAACACUUGCCAACAUCACAGCUGUGAAUUACGAUUUUGAUGAAGAGUUUUUCAGCAAUACCAGUGACCUGGCCAAAGAUUUUAUUCAGAAACUUCUGGUGAAAGAUACACGGAAGAGGCUUACGAUUCAGGAAGCUCUGUCUCAUCCCUGGAUAACGCCCAUGGACAAGCAACAGGCUUUGGUUCGGAAAUCAUCUGUUGUUAACAUGGAAAACUUCAAAAGGCAAUAUGCCAGGAGGCGGUGGAAGCUUUCCUACCGCAUCGUCUCGCUGUGCAACCACUUGUCCCGUUCCCUGGUGAAAAGGGUCCUGAUGCAGGAGGAGAGUUUGAGGGACUGUGAGAGUGACAGUGAGGAUCUUUCCCAAAGAGAAGUUCCUCCUCAGAGGAGAAGCAGCAUAUCCUAAUGUGAAGAGAAUUCCAUGGGCAGGAGACACAGGAGACUUCCAUCCCUGCUGAAGCAAGCAGCCCUGAGUCACUGGUGUGAUGCUUCUUGCUUCUCAAACAGCACCAACAGCUGGGUGAUGGUAUUAAAUGUCUACUGAGCAUCUUGGAAAACUGGGAAGCGAGAUUCCCAGGGAAAUGCCACAGCACAAGCACCAGUUGGAGUGCUUUGAGUGUUUCAGUGAUACUUCAAUCUGUUUGUGAUGUUGGCUGCACUCAGGGUGUUGGAUUUCUACUGAUAUUCCUUUCCUGCAGAAUAAUUCCUGUCCUGCACAGUGGUGAAGACUUUGUGCAUUAUUACUGUUUCAGUCAGGGAAAUUGUUAGUGAGUUGUCAGGACAUUUUGUAAUGCAGUUUUGGUGUUUGUUAAUAGCAUGGAUAUGUGAUGGCAGAUCUCUGCCAGGGUUUGUUAGCUGUGUGCAGGGCUCUGUCACUGCUGUCACUGAGGAGAAAGUCCUGAUAUCAUUGCACAUCUUUGAUUUUGGCAACAGUUCUGCACUGCAACAAGGACUGUGCUCUGGCUGAGGACUAACACAGCCAGUUGUGAGUACAACUAGUUGGGGCCACUGAGAGGAUGACACAGGCCAAGGCAAUUUUUGGAUGAGAAAGAGAAAAAAUGCUGUAGUGAUUUACAUGCACCCAAAUCCAGUGUUUUUACAGGAUGAUGGCAGGAUAUUCACCAAAACAGGGCCUUUAAGAACCCCAGGUAUUUGAAGAAAUAGUCUCUGUUGGACUUUGUUAUUGUUGUCAAUGUUAUUUAUUGUCAGCAAAUUGGAGAUGGGUUAACACCUAUUUGUGCAGGUGCUAUUUACAUGUAACCCAGACAGCAAACAUCUGCUUUUUAUUCAGGGGGUUGUAUCCAAAAUUGAGGAAGUGAGCACUUUGAUACUGAUGUAACAUCUUUGCACUGGGAAGUUGCAUCAUUUUAACUAUUAUUAGUUUCUAAGCCAGUAUUGUUCAAUUGGUACCAAAAAAUGUGUAAUAGAAUAGGUUAUUUUUUUUCAUUGAAUGUGUUUGUUGUUAGAAAUUCAUAUUUAUUUUGCCAUUUAAUAAAUUAAAAAUCAGAAAGCCUAUUAGAAACAACUAUGGAUGGACAAGGAAACUGGUUUUGUUUGGCUUUAUGUUGGUCACUUCUAGGCUGAGGUUUUAGAGCAGAAGGUGUGAACUGGUGUUGAAAACUAGUGUCAGGUGGUUUCCAGUUUCUAAGAAAGAAAUAAAAACAUGCUACUUUUAUUUAUAACUUGGUAUCCCUGCUUAGGUAGUGACUAAAAUGCAGUUGAUAAGAAAGUAUUUCUGUGAAAGGAAGGGAAUGUAGGAGAAGCAUUGGAGAAGGGAGGCAGAAAGGAGGAUUUGAUGGAAGAAGCAUAAAAUGAAGGAGGUGGUGGGAGGAAAAAAAGCAGUGGGGAGGAAGGAGUGUGAGAGGGACACAUAGGGAGUGAAGGUGAUCCUGGACUGGGAAGGUUGAAGGAAGGGAAAGAGAAUGUGGGUGCAGGAAUUGUGGAAGCAGGAGAGUGGAUGUUUCUGCCAGUAUGGCACUGCAUUUUGCUACUAUUUAUUUAAUUUCCUUUUAUUUCAUGUCUUGUGCUGCCACUUAGCCUGUGGCAUGUGCCUGCUCAAGGGAUAAGGGGCAGUGCAUGGGCUUCUCUUCACAUUUAAGAGAUGUAUUUAUGAGCUUUCUGUGUAAUUCUUGAGGCAGAGCCCUCAAAAAGUGCUGUGUUAAGAGGGAGCAAUAACAGGAAAACCUGUUGUUUCAGUGUGUCCUGGUUUCAGCUGGGAUAGAGUUGAUUUUAUUGUUAGUAGCUGGUCUGUGUUUUGGGUUCAGCAGGAGGGUAUGUUGAUCACACUGAUGUUUUAGGGGCUGUUCUGUAGUGUUUCCCCAAGUGAAGGACUUUGCUGUUUCCCAGGCUCUGCCAGUGAGGAGCUGCACAAGAACCUGGGAGUGAGCAUGGCCAGGACAGCUGACCUCAAUGGUCACAUUCCAAAGGGACAUUCCAGAUCAUGGAAUGGUGCUCCAUGUAUGAGCUGGGGGAGCUGGCUGGGGCACAGUCACUGCUCAGGCUGGGCCGGGCGUGAGCAGAUGUACUGGCAUCACUUGUCUUCCUUGGGUGUUACUGCUCUCUCUUUUCCUUUUCAUUAUUGUUAAUUAUUGUUAUUAUUAUUAUUAUAUUUUGCUUUAGCUCAAUGAUAAAACUGUUCUUAUCUCAAAGUAACCCACGAGGUUUAAUGCCCAGGACGGGGGCAGUGAGUGAGUGGCUGUGUUGGGGCCUCGUUGCUGGUUGGGGUUAAACCACAACACGGUGUCUGGAGGGCACCUCUCACAAAGAGAACACUACAAAUAUAAAACCUGUCCAGCAAAUUUUGCCUCCUGCUUUCCCUGGGAUGUG
Manacus vitellinus (golden-collared manakin) is the source of this 3523-nucleotide messenger RNA. It is a transcript of the gene DAPK2, whose product is annotated as death associated protein kinase 2. Gene Ontology annotation, molecular function: protein serine/threonine kinase activity; ATP binding. Gene Ontology annotation, cellular component: nucleus; cytoplasm. Bases 30 to 1103 code for a protein of 357 amino acids. The record is from RefSeq and is a predicted model, not a curated record. Gene Ontology annotation, biological process: intracellular signal transduction; protein phosphorylation; positive regulation of apoptotic process. The transcript has 11 exons. Lineage: Eukaryota; Metazoa; Chordata; Aves; Passeriformes; Pipridae.